Messenger RNA from Neohortaea acidophila, 1203 nucleotides. RefSeq lists its product as uncharacterized. Gene Ontology annotation, biological process: nucleotide-excision repair; double-strand break repair via homologous recombination; DNA replication. The record is from RefSeq and is a predicted model, not a curated record. The transcript is spliced from 2 exons. Lineage: Eukaryota; Fungi; Ascomycota; Dothideomycetes; Mycosphaerellales; Teratosphaeriaceae. Gene Ontology annotation, cellular component: chromosome, telomeric region; nucleus; DNA replication factor A complex. Gene Ontology annotation, molecular function: DNA binding. Bases 175 to 1008 code for a protein of 277 amino acids.
AAGUGAUAAACCUUAAUCAGACACGCCUCGCGUCAUUCCCACCAAUUUGCCCACCUCGUUUCUGCCUGUAGUCGUUGGCCCGGCAGACGGUGACAUCUCUUCAUCGCCGCUCGUACCACACUCCACUGGCCAGCUGCAUCUGCCUCUUUAGCAGCGCAAAGCAUCCUCCGAAAGAUGGAUUACGGCUACGCAACCACCUCCUACGGAGCGCAAGGCGGCAACGAUGGCGGCGGCUUCAUGCCAGGCUCACAAAACGACAGUCCCAACGCCAAGCGCUCCUACGGCAAAGACACUUUACGCCCCGUGACCAUCAAACAGCUCCUCGACGCCACGCACCCCAACGCCGACGCCGAGUACUUCCUCGUGGACGGCAGCGAGAUGACGCAGGUCACCUUCGUCGGCCAGAUCCGCAACAUUUCCACGCAGACGACCAACGUCACGUACAAGCUGGACGACGGCACGGGCACGAUCGAGGUGAAGGUAUGGAUUGAUGCCGAGGCGCUGAAUAACCCCGACGACCCCGCGAACCAGAAGUCGAAACUUACGGAUCAGGCGUACGCGCGGGUGUAUGGGCGGCUGAAGGCGUUCAACAAUAAGAGACAUGUGGGGGCGAAUAUCAUCCGACCGGUGCAGGAUUACAACGAGGUCCAGUACCACCUGCUCGAAGCGACGGCCGUGCACUUGCACUUCAGCAGAGGCCCGCCAGGCGGUGCGGAUGCGAGGAGCGGCGCGAAUGGCAUGGCGAAUGGCGGGUAUGCGCAGCAACAGCAGAACGGACACUCGGCGAGUGGCUCGAAUGUGCCGUCGCAUCUGAGCCCGGCUGCGAAGAAGGUGUUCCAGUGUUUGAGCACUUCGCUGCAGACGAACGAGGGGUUGCAUAUGCAGGAUAUUGCUACACGUACGGGGAUGGAGGUGAAUGAGGUUAUGAGGGCUGGCGAGGAUCUGUUGAAUGAGGGGCUGGUCUAUACCACGGUGGAUGACCACACCUGGGCGGUAUUGCAGAUGUAGAGCAACAAAGAACAUGGUUCAUGCUUUGAUGAGGACUGCGAAUGACCCACGGCGUAGUAACGCUAAUCAGCUGUCGUCCCAACUGUGGAUAACUGCCACUGGAGAUGAGACACGCCGUGCGCCAGUAUAGGACGCAUGGAAGACAGAGCAAUCUGACAACGACCAUGGCAGCGUGUAGUGAAGGUAUUGCAGACU